Molecule: messenger RNA, 1083 nt
Organism: Lodderomyces beijingensis
Lineage: Eukaryota; Fungi; Ascomycota; Pichiomycetes; Serinales; Debaryomycetaceae
Source: the annotation of a GenBank genome assembly
AUGAACAUCUUCAAGAAGAUCAAGCCAAUGCCCAACGGCAGCAAACUAUCAGCCACGACUACAACCAGUUCCCCCAUCGCAAACACGCCGACGGUGCUAACCGUCACCGCCGAGCAACAAAAGGACAAAUUCAACGAGUUGAAUGAGAUAGAAUCCAAUAGAAUCAUCGAGGGGCUAAACGACGUCGACUCGAUCUGGACGGUGAGAGCCGCGCUAGAUAAGAAGAACAAGGCACGGAACCGAUAUGCAAACGUGUCACCCUACGACAGAGCCCGGGUCAAGAUACCCGUGGUUGACGACGCCACCUAUUCCGACUACAUCAACGCCUCGUACAUGAGACUUGAAACCAACCGCGGCAGCAUCGCCAACGACUACAUUGCGUGCCAGGGGCCCUUGCCCGCCACGAGAAACCACUUUUGGUCCAUGUGUUUUAGCGAGCUGGAAAAACAGGGCAACGACGUCAUCAUCGUUGUCAUGGUGACACCUUUGAUUGAGCAAGGUAUGGUCAAGUGCGAUCGGUACUGGCCCGCGGCUGGCGAAUCGUGGGAUUUCUCGCAAAAGAACAAGGAGGAAGGCAUCGUUUAUGGCGAGAUGGAGAUUGCAAACGUGCAGGAGACUGUUGACGCCGACGACGACUAUCUUUUAACGCAGUUGGAGUUGAAAGCUGGAGAAAAGACGAAAAAGGUUUAUCAUUUUUACUACUAUAAAUGGGCAGAUGCCAAAGUUCCACCCUCGUUUAAGCCAUUGGCUAAAAUUUCAAACCACGUCGCGCAAGUAAAAAGCUAUAGCGGCAGUGGAUCCCCACCUGUACCCGUUGUACACUGUUCAGCAGGAGUUGGAAGGUCGGGCACUUUUAUGAUUUAUGACCAUUUGUUCAGGGACAGAGAAACAUUCAAGGAGUUGUUGGACUCGGCAGCCGCCGUCAGCAACAAGGACGUUAUCUACAAGGCAGUUGCGCUGUUGCGAUCCAGACGAAUGAUGAUGGUUCAAACAGUCUACCAGUUUCAGUUCUUAUACGAAGUUGCCCGAACUUUUUAUGAGGAGAGAAGCGAAGAUGAAGAAUUCUGCAAUCUGCACAAAUGA